Messenger RNA from Sphenostylis stenocarpa, 648 nucleotides. NCBI's taxonomy places the organism in Eukaryota, Viridiplantae, Streptophyta, Magnoliopsida, Fabales, Fabaceae. The record is from the annotation of a GenBank genome assembly.
AUGACCCUGCGUCACGUCAGCCGAGCGUUCUUCGCCUCCACCGGCCUCUCCUUCGCCGCCACCGAACCCAAAGUUCGCGCCGCCUACGACGAUUGCCUCGAGUUAUUGGAGGAGUCGAUGGACGCGCUCUCGCGAUCCCUCGACUCCAUUCUCUCACCCUUGGAGAUUUCCAAUGGCGCUGUCGGAUCCACCGACGACGUGAUAACGUGGCUCAGCGCCGCGCUCACUAAUCAUGACACGUGUGCGGAGGGGUUUGAGGACACGAGCGGGAGCAUGAAGGACCAGAUGGUUGAUAACUUGAAGGACUUGUCUGAACUCGUGAGCAAUUGUCUCGCGAUAUUCUCGGCGAGCGGAAGUGGCGAUUUCUCGGGGGUGCCGAUUCAGAACAAGAGACGAUUAAUGGAAGAGGAAGAAGAAGAAGAUGAAGAAACUGAAGGGAAUGUUAACGGCGAUAUCCCGGGGAAAUUCCCGAGAUGGUUGAAUAAACGUGAUAGAAGAUUAUUGAGUUUACCAGCGUCGGCAAUUCAAGCAGAUAUAAUCGUAUCUAAGAAUGGUAACGGAACGGUGAAGACAAUUGCCGAAGCGAUUAAGAAAGCUCCAGAACAUAGUACUCGUCGGUUCAUCGUCUUCGUGAGGGCAGGAAGGUAA